Messenger RNA from Amphibalanus amphitrite, 1617 nucleotides. RefSeq names its product mothers against decapentaplegic homolog 6-like. NCBI's taxonomy places the organism in Eukaryota, Metazoa, Arthropoda, Thecostraca, Balanomorpha, Balanidae. The coding region runs from base 130 to 1263 and encodes 377 amino acids. Gene Ontology annotation, cellular component: heteromeric SMAD protein complex. The transcript is spliced from 5 exons. The record is from RefSeq and is a predicted model, not a curated record. Gene Ontology annotation, molecular function: transcription regulator inhibitor activity; I-SMAD binding. Gene Ontology annotation, biological process: SMAD protein signal transduction; cell differentiation; transforming growth factor beta receptor signaling pathway.
GCGCCGGGCAGCGAGCGGGCCUCGCGCGGCGGCCACAACAGACGCGAGCGAGCCGCCGGCGCCGGCUGACCGUGUGGUGUGCGCGCGCGACAUCCCGUCUCCGCUGACCCGGCACUAUGUGUCGCGCUGAUGUGGAGGAAAUUCAUGCUUCCGAUUCAUAAGCAAAAGCGCAUCGAGCGGCUCCUGAGGUGGCGCGUGUGCGAUGCCGACGGCGACGCGACGGACACAGUGCGACCGGACAGCGGUGCCGGCGCCGAGGCCGACAGGAGCCCGGCCAGCGCCAAUGGCGAGGCGGCCGAGCGGACACUGGUCAGGAGCGUGCUCAAUACGCUGGAACUCGACGCGCUGAAGAUGCUGUGUGAAGUGAUUGAGAGCCGGGGUGACGCCCUGGGCUCGUGUGUGACCGUGCCGAAAAACGAGUACGUUCUCAGGUCGAAGAGUGCCACGCCUGUUGUGCUGUUCUGUCGCUACUUCCGCUGGCCAGAGGUGGACUGCCAGAGCCGGCUGCGACGGUUGUUCGUCUGUCGCGGCGCCAGUGGUGACUGCCAUGAUUGCAUCAAUCCCUACCACUGGAGCCGAGUCUACUCUCAAGUUCCAGAGAGUUCGCCGCCACCUGUGUCCGGAACAAAGCUGUCCAGUCUGCCUGCCGAGCGCUGCCUCUCUGGUGAAUCGGAGACGGUGGUACCCGAAUCGCUGACGACCGGAGGCACCUACUCCAGCUGCGAUGACUCCCAGCGUACCUGGUGUCGGCUGCUCUACCGGGAACGAAAGCGACGCGUCGGUCCCGAUUGGCACGCCCGCGGUCCCGUCCAGAAUGUGUUCUACAACCUGCCUCACGAGGAUGGUGUGGCACUGUCGGACGUCUGUGGCCAACACCCCAACCCGGAGCCGGAUGUGCGCAAGACUCGACCGCAGAUCGGUGCAGGUCUGAGCCUGAGUCUGGAGCCGUCCGGCGUCUGGCUGUACAACCGCAGUCAGAAGCCGCUGUUCGUCUCCAGCCCCACCCUGGACCCGCCGGAGGGAUCGCCAGCCUCGGAGGCCGUCCACAAACUGCCGCCCGGCUACUCAGUGCUCGUAUUCUCCUGGACAGAGUACCAGGCCCGCCGGCGGUCCGGUGACGCCCACCACGAACUGCGCGACCCGCGCACGGCAGUGGUCAGCUUCGCCAAGGGCUGGGGCGCCGCGUACAAGCGACGGACGCUGCUCGAGUGUCCGUGCCACCUGGAGUUGUGUUUCACCCUGCCAAUAGACGGGUGGCGGUGACGGCACUAGUCAGGCGCUGCAGGUGGCGCUGUCGUCGGUCCGCGCACUGAGAUCUGGUCGUUAUUCCGCGCGCAGGGGGCGCUCCUGUCGCGGCCGAGGCUGCUCGCGCCGCGGCCCGGCGCUGCGAGCGAAACAGGUGCUUCCUGUGCCGUGCCUUCCUGUGAACGUGGGGCGGGGAGGGGAGGGGGGGUGUCGGCGGGGGUGCGCGCUCAGUCCCCGGCAGCUAGUCGUCGGUGGGUCGAGUCGUCUCAUCAGUCCCUGCCGCAGGCCGGUUCUGGCUACUCGCUAGCCAAUUGUGUGAUGCAAUCGGAUGUUAUGUACAAAUUUAUAUGAGGAAUACAUUUGCUACUGAGA